Messenger RNA from Fusarium tjaetaba, 1968 nucleotides. RefSeq lists its product as uncharacterized. Bases 1 to 1968 code for a protein of 655 amino acids. Lineage: Eukaryota; Fungi; Ascomycota; Sordariomycetes; Hypocreales; Nectriaceae. Gene Ontology annotation, biological process: double-strand break repair via nonhomologous end joining; protection from non-homologous end joining at telomere; interstrand cross-link repair. The transcript has 8 exons. The record is from RefSeq and is a predicted model, not a curated record. Gene Ontology annotation, molecular function: damaged DNA binding; 5'-3' DNA exonuclease activity.
AUGUCAACUUUUGACGGCAUCAUAUCUGAAUUCCCAGAUAUUAGAAUUGACUUCUUCCGGCGCAAUGCCGGUGCACAACCGCCACUUGCUUGUUUUCUAAGUCAUGUUCAUAGCGACCACUUGGCUGGAAUUGAAAGCCUGCGAUCUCCAUUUGUCUACUGCUCGGCAGCCACCAAAGAGAUCCUUCUUCGUCUUGAACGAUAUCCUUGUCGCAUCAACUAUGCUAAGGGGGUGCUAGAAUCAAGACAGCAAACCUUCAAGCAUCUCCGCAAAGUCUUGAAACCAUUGCCUUUGGAAACGCCUACAUUGAUCGAGCUUUGCCCGGGCCGCGAGAUCCAGGUAACCCUUUUUGACGCCAACCAUUGCCCUGGGGCGGUGAUGUUCUUGGUCGAAGGAGGUAAUAAAUCAGUUCUAUAUACCGGAGAUAUUCGAAGCGAACCAUGGUUCGUUAAUUCUAUUUCCCGGAAACCCAACCUUAUUGAGUAUACAUCUGGCAUCAAGACCAUUGACAAGAUUUAUCUUGAUACAUCUUUCACUGAGAAUGUGGCUUUUCAGACAAAAGCCGAAGGUAUCGCUGAAUUGUUGCGAAAGGUUUCCCAAUACCCAAGUGAUACCAUCUUUCACUUACAAGCCUGGACUUACGGAUAUGAAGACGUCUGGCUCGCCUUAUCUAAGGCUUUAAAAUCCAAAAUCCAUGUCGACGACUACAAACUCCGAAUCUAUGGUUCGCUCAAAUCAAAAACCCCUGACUCGAGAUUUGACGCAGACAAUCAUCUGACUCCAGAGUCGCCGGCUCUGACUGGCCACACGUGUGGCAACACGCCACAUCCAGGGUGCUUAACGUCAGAAGAAAAUGUCCGCUUACACAGUUGUGAAAAGGGAAACUUAUGCGACGUGGCUCAAAGACCUACCACUAUCUCUAUUCAACCGAUCGUUGCGCACUUGCCUACAGGAGAGGACUUGGCCGAAGUUGGUGUUGGUGGUGGCGGAGUUGACCUUCAACGAGAAGCUGAGCUGGAGUUUCUGGACCAAGCUAGCCUGGCCACCCUGUUCAAUACGCUCCUCUCCUCAUCUAUGUCUUCAACCGACAUGCCAGAUAUACUCCAAGGGACCUUGGAGAAGAUAGCCUCCACCGGUCGUAACAUUCCACUGGAAUGGGACAUCAACACCUUAAACGCUCACUCCGCUGAAGAAGUUAUCAUGAUGCUGGUGGAGAAAAUGAGAAAGAAUCCCAAAAAUCAGAAGCAGCGUGACGAGUGUAGUCUCCCAAGAACUAUUUACUUUCCAUAUUCAAGGCAUUCUUCGUUACCAGAACUCCGCCACUUCGUCGAAGCUUUCCGGCCACUAGACGUGUGGCCAUGCACUGUCAAUAACGCUGAGUGGCUAAAGGAUGAUGACGGACAUCAGCAACAUGGUAGCCAGACAACGAUCGGAUCCGACUCCGUUCCAAGCUCACCGGUUCGUGAGUCGCAGGGUGCAGGUCAGAAACGCCCUAUCAAUAUAAACAAUCGAUUCGUGAGCCCCUUAUUGGAUACGCAAGCGAGUAUUCGUCACAGGCGCAUUGUCUCGGAAGCGGAAUGCCCAGAGGAGAACCUGGAAGCCCCAUCCGAAAACUCUACUCAGCAAUCGCUCGUAGUGCCUACCAUCGAGCAAGUGGAGGACGUGCAGCAAGAUAACCACAUUCAUCCGGAACCACUGCUAAAUAACUCAUCCAAUUCGCCAGCACCUGUUUCGUGCCGCCGCAAACGUACCAUUUCUGAUACUUCAGCAAGGGAAAAUGGCAGUAACAGGCAACAAAUGCGUCAAACUCCUGAGGAAACGUUGCCCCGGACAUUAUCAGACGAGGCCUCAAUUGGUCGCCAGGAUGCAUAUUGGCAUAUGGUUGAUUACAUGGACAAGGGUACUUGGGGAUCGUUCCAGCUAAUAUCUACGAGCAACGAGUAUACAGUCAAUGAAUCGGAACUGUGA